Messenger RNA from Trichoderma reesei QM6a, 1497 nucleotides. RefSeq lists its product as uncharacterized. NCBI's taxonomy places the organism in Eukaryota, Fungi, Ascomycota, Sordariomycetes, Hypocreales, Hypocreaceae. The transcript is spliced from 3 exons. Gene Ontology annotation, molecular function: protein binding. The record is from RefSeq and is a predicted model, not a curated record. The coding region runs from base 1 to 1497 and encodes 498 amino acids.
AUGAGUGAUGAGGUUGCCGCCGCUCCAGUCCGGAAGAAGAAGCUUCCUUUCAAACCAACAGCUCUGCGCAACGUAGCGCCGGUCUCGAAACCUGCCACCACUGCAGAGGACGGCAAGAAGGGCGAAGGCGACGACGAUGGCGACGGUCUGGACCUCUUCCGCCAGUCUCGAGAGAUGGAGCGCAUCGUGGCCGCCGAGCGAGAGCGAAAGCUGAACAAGAAGAAGCAGAAGCAGGCGGAGGAAGAGCGGCACUUGUCGGAUAUGGCAGAGAAGCAACUACUAGAGUCAGAUGAGCAGCACCACGAAGAAAAUACUGCCGUCCUUACUCUAAAGAGCUCCGCUGGCUUUGAAGACGCUCAGGCGACGCCUGUGGACGACUCUCUAGCGUUGGAAGGAGAUGGCUUCAGCAGAGAGCUUGUCACUCCCCCUCCGUCGAAGCGCUCGAGACGUGACUCGGAUCAAGGCUCGAAAUCAUCCAAACGGCGCCGAUCAGCUGCAGAGCCCUUGGAAGACGAUCCCUUCCACGCCACGCCCAGUGGCGCACCACUCAUCGAUCUCGAUUCCGCCUCCGAGUCCGAGUCCGAUUUUGAUGAUGAUGGCGUCGACGCCGAAGAGAAGGAUGUCGGCACAGCUGCGCCCCCGUCCGCACAACAACGAGAAGAUAGUGUCGAAUUCGUUGGGUCGGGAACUCUCAGCGGAGACAUCCUCAGCCCUACCCCCAGAGCACAAACCACAACGGAGAUGGAAGAAGACGACGACGAGUUUGUUGAAUAUGUCCGCAAGGCCGAGGCUCAGCGCGCUCGUGAUAAGGACAUGAUGCAGCUGGACUCGGAGAAAACCGUAGAAAAGGCCGCCGCGGCGCAGAUCAUGGUCCAGUCCAGCAUCCCUGGCACCAAGCCCGCCUGUAUCAAGUACCUGUUUAACAAACCGCUGCGCUUGAUACGGGACAGCUGGAUUGCGCUUCAGAGGAGGAAAGGGGUGCAGCUGCCCAUCACUUCCGACAACGACAUCGUCCUGACCUGGCAGCAGAAGAGGGUGUACACAAACUCCACCCUGCUGUCACUGGGCAUCCGGCCGCAGGGAGAUGGCAAGAUCAUCGCUGACGAGUACAGCAAGGGGGGCUUGUUGGAGGGCCGCACAAAGGUCGCUCUGGAGGCCUGGACCGCAGAGGGCUUCCGCCAGUGGGAGGACGAGGAGGAGAUGCGUCUGAGGAGGGAAGCCGGCGAGCUGCCGGAGGAAGAGCCGACGCAGGAGCCAGAGGGGAAGCGGAAGAAGCUCCGCAUCAAGCUCGUCGCCAAGGGCAUGGAUGUGGUCAAGCUGAGCGUGCUGCCAGAGACUACCGUCGAGACGCUCGUUAUCGGAUUCCAAACGCAGAGGAGCGUUGCUUCGGACAAGGACGUUAGCAUAUGGUUUGACGGCGAGAGACUGGAGGAGCACCAGACCAUGGAGGAUGCCGGCAUCGACGAGAUGGACACGUUGGAGGUGCAUAUCAAAUAG